ACAUGAAAACAUAUGAAAAUGGCGCGGUGGGUAAAAGUUGAAAAAGAAACUGGAAAAUUGAUCAACGCCAUAGCCGGCUUUGAGCAAGGAGAAGAAAACUAUGACCUGUGUCUCCAGUUUGCUCUGUCCAACUUCAAGUAUCACAGGUUCCUGGCAGUGGACAGCCAUAAGGUAUCCAGAGCACUAAAGGGCAUUCAUGAAAAGUUGAGAAUCCACUCUAAUCAUGUGGAGGCUGAGAAGUUCAACAGUCUCACAGACAGUUUCCUGACCAGUCCAGUGUUUGAGGGCAAAACAGAAGGAAAAACAGACACCCAUUAUGCCUUGCUGUCAUUACUUUUGACUCUGGCUGAUGCUCCAACACGGUCUACAUAUGAGGAAGGUCAGAAAGAGGAGGUACAGGAGGAGGUGGAGGUCUUUGACUGGGGUGCCUACCUGAUGGAGGGACUAGAGCCUGAUGGGCCUUACCCAGAGUCUCCGGUGUGGUCUGAAGAUGAGGAAGAAGAAGAAGACAGGCAACCACAUGUAGGCCAGAGAGAGGCCGUGGUGGCCCUAGACGACUCUGGUAUCACAGUUGAGGAAGAUCCGUCCAGGUCGACUUUGGCCAUAGUGGACACGGGGCAGUCGUGGCUGACCAGAAAUGUGGUGGUUCAGUACUGGAGGGGUGGCAGCGACCACUCUGUUCAUAGUUUCCAGUAUUCAGCAAGUUUAUCUAGAGAGAUGGAAAUCCACCUCAGAUCCAGCAACCUGUUCUACAAUGACAGGGGGUCAACUCUAGUGACAGAGACACAGGCCAUCAGGGAGACACUAUGGUUGCUUUCUGGUGUCCCUGAAUCUUACAUCUUUACUCUGGACCGGGAUGGAAAGUUUGCUGUCAGAGAUGGUCUUAAAUUUUCUCACUUAACACAGGAAAGUUUGCUCACUUUUCUGAGGAGAACAGCAACAUAUGGGAACAUAGUUUAUCAACUGCAGCAGUUUGUGGAGGCAGUGCUCAUGAAUAGUUACCAUGACAACAGUGCGGCGGCUGUCAGUCAAACUCACCAGGCCUAUGCCACCACUACUGCCACCUAUUUACAAAACUUGAAAAAACAGAUGACUAUAUUGGAGAAACAAGCCAUGGCACAGGAGGAGACCAUGACCUUGCUGACCUUGACUCAUGACCUUCGACCUAGAUUCCACGAGCUGGAGGUCCUGCACAGAGUACACCAAGAGGGUAUUGUCAACUGUAGGGGGAGCCACUCAGAACAGGCCUCUCACCUCCUCAGCACUCUGUAUGACACCAUAUGUGAAUAUGACUCCACUGGAGAGGAUGGGGUUCUGACAGUGUCAUUGUUGUUACCACUGUGGAUACAGACAGCCAAGCCUUACAUAGACAUCAUAGAUGGGUGGAUAACACAUGGGAAUCUCACAGAUCCUGUCAAAGAAUUCAUUAUUCAAAGAAAUGAUAAUGUAAAAGCCCUGGACGAAAAAUUCUGGGAGACAGCAUUCAGUCUACAUUGCAGUCCAACUGUAGAGGGCAGUUCAAGCAGUGAGGACAUCACACCAGGGUUCACUAGUAACCAAGAGGGGACUACCCAGAGUGAUGAGCAGACAUACAGGAAGUCCAGUUGGGCUCCCACAUUUCUGCGGCCUGUCUUGAAUCAUGUGAUCUUCGCAGGGAAGUCCAUGGAGAUGUUUCAGAACCUUGGGAGACUGCUUGAUGUAGUAGAAGGUGGGCAGGGUUCACACCCCAAGCCGCUCUAUGACACCUUUGUGGAAAACUUACGAGAUUUUCUUGUCCAUCAAGAUGUGCCUUCCAAGCCUAUGGAGCAGAGCCCACAGAAUCAUAACACCCUGUACAUCACUGCUCAUGUUUCUCAACAGAUGCUGGUGAAGGGUACCAAUGAUCCCUUGCUGAGGGUCAACUUUGCUGGGAUAUUCAGGUUGACAGCAGGGGAUGUGGUGGAAACAGACAUGGAACAAUACAAUUUUUCAGACAUGUUAGAGGGAGAAACAUUGCAGCCAAUCCAGGUGGUCCUCCGACAUUGUUUGUACCCGCACAUUACACAGAAGUACAACAGAGUGUGCACAAAGUUACUGGACACCUUGAAAACUGACUACAAAAUGCUGCACUACAUGGAGACUAUGAGGAAAUUUUUCCUGAUGGAAGCAGGUGACACCAUGUAUGAUUUCUACAGAGAGAUAUUUGUGAAGCUCCAACUUAAAGAACAGUGGCAGGACAUGUCUUUCCUAAAUGUGGCUCUCCAUGACACCCUUCAGGCACACUUCCCACAGGAGGCUGACAAGUUAUUUGUGAGUGUUCAGUCCACAGGUGAGAAGGGACGUGACCGACACCCUAUUCAGGCUCUGGAGGGACUGACUCUACAUUACAAGGUACCAUGGCCAGUGGAUGUGGUUAUUAACACAAAGUGCCAGGAGAUCUACAACAAGAUUUUUCAGUUCUUGCUGCAGAUAAAGCGUGCCAAAUUUUGCUUGGAUCGUCUUAAAUUUGAUGAUCUAGAAAAAUCAGAUCCUUUAGCAGAAAGCAAUGAAGAAGAAGAGAGAGCAGAGAAGACCAUGCCAUACAACUUGAUCCACAGGGUGCAAAUAUUCAGGCUGCGAUUGAUGCAUUUUGUGAACAGUUUACAUCAGUACAUUAUGACUAGGAUUCUCCACAGUACUGGGCUCGAGUUUCAAAAUGAGGUCGAGCUCGCCACGGAUCUGGAUCAGGUGAUUUACAUCCACAAUAACUACGUCAGUAAGAUCCAUGAGCGCUGUCUGCUCCACAAGCGAGUAGCCAUGAUCAAGGAAACAGUGACGCGGGUCUUGAAUAUUGCAGUUGGUUUCCAAGAGAAGUGGAAUGCUGGGAUUGAUAACAUCAGUGAAAAGUAUUUGAAACACGUUGAAGAUGAAUUCAAGAACUGUGUGAAGUUUUUAACAUCUUUCCUCAAUAAUGUCAUAAAGAGAGGCUCCUUCCCUCACUUGGAGUCUCUUGCAUUUUCAUUGUCAACAUCACUGGAGCAGCAGCAGACAAGGUGACAAAUCACGACUGUCAGGUGACACAAAUGCCAGUGGAUCGAGAAGAACGAGAUCACCUGAUUGACAUAAACUGUCACGAAUGACUCUGUAAUAAUAAGAUUCAGUUUUUACUUAAGUUAUUAACAAGUUAUUUAUGUCGUUUCAUUUCCUUUUUCAUGGAACAUAAACACUUGCAUUUUCAUGUGAUCAUUUAACAGAAUAAAACCUGAAAAUGUUUAUCUCAUAUUGUUCUAAAUAAGUUUAUCCAUCAUUUUUGUUAAUGACCAAAACAACAUCUCAUUUAAAAUGUUUUCUCUUUAUUUCACCUUUCACAUGAAAUGAAAUGUACAAGAGCCCCAACCGACAUAUGACAAAUGGAAUCUGAAAAUUGUUUCACACAGGGACUACUUCAUACCAACAAUUGGUUGAAACUCUGUCAAUCAGGGAUUUCCCCAGGAUUUAAAUUACAACUUAAGGGAGUCCAAAAAGUUACACUGUAGUUUGUUCAUCAAUUUACAUGGAGUCCAACCCAAAAAUUUUGGAAGCUGUCCAGCCAUCUUCAGACAAGUAGGCCGUCUUUUGAGGCUAAUGGCAGUCCAAAGGAUGGAGGGUUCUCUGGAGGAAGCUUUGCUGUCGUUACAACUAAAAACUUGCAUGAAAAACACUAUGAAACCUUGUUAUCUGAUGGUGUGAUUUAAGCCAACAUGUGGUCUGAAGUAGUACCUGUGUGAAUGGAGCACUUCUCAAAUGUAAAUGUAUGAAAUUUACACAUUUAAAAACCAUCUUAGAUUUCACUUCUUGUUAGGAAAAGGUAAAGAUGGCCAGAACGCCUCAACCUGUCAUUAAUGGUGCAUGGAAGUGGCCUACGUUAAUAACUAUAUUUUCAAUGGGGGAUAAUUGUGAAUUUUAUGGAUACUGAAACUUGCAGUCCUACUUCCAACUAGCCGUUAACUUCUAGAAAAUACAUAGUGAAGAAACCAACCCCUGGCUGUAUAGGUGACUUGGUCCACGUGAGGCCAUAUUGCCCAGUAAUAUCAGUGAUACAAUGAAAUCAUUUCAUAACUUAAAGGGAGAAUUAGAAACCCUCCUCUGCUGCCAUAAGUAAUGUCAUUAUGCUGGCAUGGAAACAACAUAAUACAUUAAUAUAUAAACUACCAUGGCUUGCAUGGCUAUUGCUUAAUGAUUCAGUUCUUUGAAGGUAUUUCCAAAAUAAUGACUAGACACUCUUUAAUGGCACACUGGCACCGUGUUGUGAAAACCAAUAACUAUUCUGAAGUAUCUAGUAAUUAUGACAGUAACAAGAUGGUCAGUUGCAAUCUGUCAACACUGUUAUAACACUUGACAAACUGAAUGAUUUUAAAAGUGAUAAUUAGAACUUUUUCUCCUGUAAGAGAUCAGUAUUAUAAAAGAUGAUGUGUAUAAUUAUAUGAGAAGAAUGCAAUGGUGUAUAUGGACAGCAGGAGUUUGAUAUGAAACUAGGUCAACCUCCACCCAGCCUCUAACUGAUGCUAUAUGACAAGUAUGCGUGUCCCUUGAAAAUGAGGCAGAGAGC
Lingula anatina is the source of this 4546-nucleotide messenger RNA. RefSeq names its product gamma-tubulin complex component 5. Gene Ontology annotation, molecular function: gamma-tubulin binding; microtubule minus-end binding. Gene Ontology annotation, biological process: mitotic cell cycle; cytoplasmic microtubule organization; microtubule nucleation. The record is from RefSeq and is a predicted model, not a curated record. Gene Ontology annotation, cellular component: gamma-tubulin complex; microtubule organizing center; spindle pole. NCBI's taxonomy places the organism in Eukaryota, Metazoa, Brachiopoda, Lingulata, Lingulida, Lingulidae.